This is a messenger RNA of Gracilinanus agilis (Agile Gracile Mouse Opossum), 2523 nucleotides long. It is a transcript of the gene CLCN6, whose product is annotated as chloride voltage-gated channel 6. Gene Ontology annotation, biological process: transmembrane transport; chloride transport. The coding region runs from base 1 to 2112 and encodes 703 amino acids. NCBI's taxonomy places the organism in Eukaryota, Metazoa, Chordata, Mammalia, Didelphimorphia, Didelphidae. Gene Ontology annotation, cellular component: intracellular membrane-bounded organelle; lysosomal membrane. The transcript is spliced from 19 exons. The record is from RefSeq and is a predicted model, not a curated record. Gene Ontology annotation, molecular function: voltage-gated chloride channel activity.
AUGGCGGGGUGCAGGGGCGCCCUGUGCUGCUGCUGCCGCUGGUGCUGUUGCUGCGGAGAGCGCGAGAGCCGCACCCCAGAGGAGUUGACUAUCCUUGGAGAAACUCAGGAAGAAGAUGAUGAGAUCCUUCCCCGAAAGGACUAUGAGAGUUUGGACUAUGAUCGUUGUAUCAAUGACCCCUACCUGGAAGUGCUGGAAAGCAUGGAUAAUAAGAAGGGUCGAAGGUACGAGGUGGUGAAAUGGAUUAUGGUGUUUGCUAUUGGAGUCUCCACUGGCUUGGUGGGCCUCUUUGUGGACUUCUUUGUCCGCCUCUUCACCCAGCUCAAGUUCCGAGUUGUAGAGACUUCGGUUGAAGAAUGCAGUGAGAAAGGAUGCCUUGCCCUCUCCCUCCUUGAACUUCUCGGUUUUAACUUGACGUUUGUUUUCUUAGCCAGUCUGCUUGUCCUGAUUGAGCCAGUGGCAGCUGGUUCUGGGAUUCCAGAGAUCAAAUGCUACUUGAAUGGUGUUAAAGUGCCUGGCAUUGUCCGUCUCCGAACCCUAGCAUGCAAGGUUUUGGGAGUGCUUUUCAGCGUGGCUGGAGGGCUCUUUGUAGGGAAAGAAGGUCCUAUGAUCCACAGUGGUGCAGUUGUGGGUGCUGGACUCCCUCAAUUCACAGGGUUGAUUGUGGACCACCAAAAGAUGAACCCACCAAAGCGGCUGUGGGUAUUUGAGUCAGUGCCCACCGUCCAUUUGGUUCCCAAUCACCAGGUGACUUCAGAAGAUGUGAAUUCAAGCAUCAAAACUUUUUUUUGCCCCAAUGAGACCUAUAAUGACAUGGCAACAUUGUUCUUCAAUCCCCAAGAAUCUGCCAUCCUGCAGCUCUUUCACCAAGAUGGUACUUUUAGCCCCAUCACGCUGGCCUUAUUCUUUGUCCUCUAUUUCUUACUCUCAUGUUGGACUUAUGGCAUGUCAGUUCCAAGUGGCCUCUUUGUGCCCUCUCUGCUUUGUGGAGCUGCUUUUGGACGCUUAGUUGCCAACAUUCUGAAAAGCUACAUUGGAUUGGGUCACAUCUAUUCAGGGACUUUUGCCUUGAUUGGUGCUGCAUCUUUCUUGGGUGGCGUAGUCCGAAUGACCAUCAGUCUUACAGUCAUCUUGAUAGAAUCCACCAAUGAGAUCACUUAUGGACUUCCCAUCAUGAUCACCUUGAUGGUAGCCAAGUGGACUGGGGACUUUUUCAACAAAGGCAUUUAUGAUAUCCAUGUGGGGCUUCGAGGGGUGCCACUUCUCGAAUGGGAGACAGAAGUGGAAAUGGACAAGCUGAGAGCAAGUGACAUCAUGGAGCCCAACCUGACAUAUGUCUACCCACAUACUCGCAUCCAGUCACUGGUCAGCAUCCUGAGAACCACAGUCCACCAUGCAUUUCCUGUGGUGACAGAGAAUCGGGGCAAUGAGAAGGAGUUCAUGAAAGGAAACCAGUUGAUCAGUAACAACAUAAAAUUCAAAAAAUCUAGCAUUCUCACCCGGGCUGGUGAGCAGCGCAAAAGGAGCCAGUCCAUGAAAUCCUACCCAUCAAGUGAGCUUCGUAACAUGUGUGAUGAGCACAUAGCUACAGAGGAGCCAGCAGAGAAGGAGGACCUCCUGCAGCAGAUGCUAGAGAGAAGAUACACGCCAUACCCCAACCUAUACCCUGACCAGUCCCCCAGUGAAGACUGGACCAUGGAAGAACGCUUCCGCCCUUUGACCUUUCAUGGCCUGAUUCUUCGAUCACAACUUGUCACAUUGCUGGUCCGAGGAGUUUGCUAUUCUGAAAGUCAGUCAAGUGCCAGUCAGCCUCGGCUCUCCUAUGCCGAGAUGGCUGAGGAUUAUCCCCGCUACCCGGACAUCCACGACCUGGAUCUGACCCUGCUGAAUCCCCGGAUGAUCGUGGAUGUCACCCCCUACAUGAACCCGUCACCAUUUACAGUCUCACCCAAUACUCACGUCUCACAAGUCUUCAAUCUGUUUAGAACGAUGGGCCUCCGACACUUGCCAGUGGUGAAUGCAGUGGGGGAGAUUGUUGGGAUUAUUACCCGGCACAACUUGACCUAUGAAUUUCUCCAUGGAAGACUAAGGCAGCACUACCAGACCAUCUGACCCCCACUAGCUUAGUCUCCAAAUACAAGGCAGCCCUUCCUCUUCCAGAGAGAGCCAUAGGGUUUCUCGUUUACUUUCUGCCCUGGACCUCAGUUCUCCCAGGUCGUGGAGGAUUCACCAGUUGGUUUUAUCCACUUGCACGCAAAGCUGGAAUUGUCAAACAUUUGGCUGGUCAGAGAUAUGAGGGGUUUGAGGUAACCACAGAGAUGCUGCCUAGCAGAGAGAUUUGGAUCUCUCUGACUUCCCCUGGCAGGUAGCUUCUCUUGUCCCUCUUCCUCUCCUCCUUGCCAUCAGAUGUUUACACAUGCCCCUGGCAUGUCCUUCAGCUAUUCCUGGGGACCAGAGGUUAAAACCGAUCCCUGUUGAACCAUGUCCUACUACCGGCUGGGGGAUAAAGCUCAGAGCAUUUUA